UUGUAACCCUACUUUUUUGCACAUGGAAUCUGUGAUUCGGUGUGCUUAUUAAUACUUUUUUGCUAUUCCAAUAAGUAAAUAUCAAUGGGUAGAAAAGCUAAAUUUACCGAAGGGGUGGUAGCUAAAAAGGGACCAGGUAGAAAAACAAAAAAACAAAAGGAUCCUUUAUUUUCUAAAGCAUUAAUCGAUGCCAAGGAAAGUAACGAUGCAAAACUAAGCAGCAGGCAACGAAAACGAGCCCGGAAAAGGAUACAAAAAGUAGAACAGAGAAAGGAAAAGCAACUGUUAAAAACUCAAUCUCCUUCACCUCAUGACAAUUCUAAAGAAUCUUCAGAAGAAUCGUCUGAUGAAGAAGAACUUCUAUUAAAGCCCAGUAAAGCCGGAUUUUCUGAUCACAACAAUCAAUGGCUGAAGCCCAAAAACAAGACCAGUUCAAAACGCCAGCUACACAAAACGGCUGAGGAUGAGUCAGAUUCUGAAGAUGACGAAAUAGAAGAUGAGAAUGAAAAUUCAGAAGCGGAAGUUGAUGAAAGUGAUGAAGAUAUGGAAGAAGCUGAAGAUGACAGCGAGGAGGAUCAAGAUGAAAGUGAGGAAGAGCAAGAUUCAGACGAAGAAUCCGACAAUUUGAAGGUUCAAAAACUUAAUGACCUAGAUAGUGACAGUGACUCGAACGAGGAGGAUAAUUUUUCGCCGGAAUCCGAUGACAAUGACGAAAACGAUGAUUUACUUCCCAUCGAGAAAGAAAGUAAGAAAUUAAAGAAGCGACAAGAGAAAGAAGAUAAGCUCGCCGAAGAAGAACUCCAGUUAAAUAUAGCCAAUCAGGAGAAAUUUAUCUUCCCCGCUAAAGGUUCCGAAGAUGAUGUGAAAAGUUUACAAGACGUUCAACAAAGAAUACGGGAGAUCGUUUCGGUACUAGCCGAUUUUAAAAAGUUGAGAGAUGGAAAACAUUCCCGAUCCGAUUAUCUGGAAAUCCUAAAAAACGAUUUAUGCACUUAUUACAGCUACAAUGAGUUCUUAAUGGACAAACUGCUUCAACUAUUUCCUUUAUCGGAGUUACUAGAAUUUCUAGAGGCAAGUGAAGUGCAGAGGCCGCUUACUAUAAGAACAAACAGCCUCAAAACGCGACGUAGGGAUUUGGCCCAAGCUCUAAUAAGCAGAGGCGUUAAUCUAGAUCCCAUUGGAAAAUGGAGCAAAGUGGGGCUCGUAGUUUAUUCAUCCCAGGUACCGAUGGGAGCUACUCCGGAAUAUUUAGCAGGCCACUAUAUAAUCCAGGGUGCUUCAAGUAUGCUUCCCGUAAUGGCUUUAGCUCCACAAGAAAAUGAAAGAAUUUUAGACAUGUCCUCGGCCCCCGGUGGUAAAGCUUCACAUAUAUCCGCCAUUAUGAAAAAUACAGGGGUUCUUUUUGCCAAUGAUAUAAAUCGAGACAGGAUAAAAGCCGUCGUCGGUAAUUUCCAUAGAAUGGGAAUUAUCAAUUCUGUUAUAACAUGCAUGGAUGGAAGAAACUACCCCCAAUAUAUGAAGGGAUUCGAUAGAGUGUUGUUAGAUGCACCUUGCACAGGUACUGGAGUAGUAGCCAAAGAUGCUAGCGUGAAGACAAGCAAAGACGAGAUCGAUAUACAAAGGUGUUAUAAUCUUCAGAGACAGUUACUUUUAGCUGCUAUCGAUUCUGUUAGCGCUAAAUCUUCCACAGGGGGUUAUAUUGUUUAUUCGACUUGCUCAGUAUUACCGGAGGAAAACGAGUGGGUAAUAGAUUUCGCACUGAAGAAGCGUAAUGUGAAAUUGGUAUCUACAGGACUCGAUUUUGGAACUGAUGGUUUCGUUAACUACAGGCAUUACAGAUUUCACCCGACGCUUAAACUAACCAAGCGAUUUUAUCCGCACACUCAUAACAUGGAUGGCUUUUUCGUUGCUAAACUCAAAAAGUUUUCGGAUGUUAUUCCAAAAUCGAGUAACGAUACUGAUGAACCUGCUGAAGAUAUCGAAGAUUCUAAAAGGGCUGCAGAGGUGUCUGACGAAGAAGAGGAAAUUGAGAGUCCUAAAAAGAAAGCCAAAAUAUCUGAAAAUGGGGUAAAUGUCCCUACUAAAUUAAACGGUAUUGAGAAGAAAACAAAAAAGCUGGAUAAGAAAAUAAAAUUAGUAAAGGGUACUAAAGAAAAAGUCCAAAAGAAGAAAGCGAAAAUCGUUAACCAAGAACAAAUCUCUGAAGAAGAAUCUAAUAAUACUAAAAAAAAGAAAAGGUCCAAAAAAGCUGACAAGUUAGAUAAUUCUAAGACUAAAAAUGAUAACCAGGCGAAUAAGAAAGUUGAAGGUAUAAGUAAAACGAAUAAUGUCAAAGCAAAAAAUAAAAAAUCAGAAAAUAUGAAAAAUAUUUCCAAGGAAUCAAAAAUUAAAAAUCAAGCAAGCCCCUCAUUAGAAAGGGUUGAUGAUUCAACAGAAAAGGAUAAAGGAAAAAAUAAAAACAAAAAUAAAAAACUGCAAAAUAAAGCAGUCGAUAAAAAAUCGAAAAUAUCAUCCAGUAAGAAAUCAGAUUUAAUAGAAUGGACUGAUGUUCCCAUGGAUGCAGCGAAAAAAAUUUCCAACAAAAUGAAGAAGAACACUAAGAAGACUAUUGGCAAACUAAAGCCCCGGAAAUCGGAUAAAAGCAGUAAAAAGUUUAAGAAUAAAAAAUAGGCAAAUUUGUUUACGGUUAAUCUAAGUCCACUGUUUGUUUGGCAUUUAAUAUAAAUAUUUU
Phyllotreta striolata is the source of this 2731-nucleotide messenger RNA. The record is from the annotation of a GenBank genome assembly. NCBI's taxonomy places the organism in Eukaryota, Metazoa, Arthropoda, Insecta, Coleoptera, Chrysomelidae.